Messenger RNA from Sebastes umbrosus (honeycomb rockfish), 1093 nucleotides. RefSeq names its product diamine acetyltransferase 1-like. The coding region runs from base 168 to 665 and encodes 165 amino acids. The transcript has 6 exons. Lineage: Eukaryota; Metazoa; Chordata; Actinopteri; Perciformes; Sebastidae. Gene Ontology annotation, molecular function: N-acetyltransferase activity. The record is from RefSeq and is a predicted model, not a curated record.
CUGAGGCUGCUGUACCAUUCGUGUGACGCAGCCAAUGCAGUCCGGUAUAAGAUUUCUAAAUUCUUUGCCCGGGGAUAAACUCCUGAGGAGCGAAUGACGAAACAAAUUUUGCUUUUAUUCACAUUCAGAGGAUUAGUAAGCAAAGGGAAAAGAGGAAAAAGAAGAAAAUGGCCAGUUUUAUAUUACGGAAAGCUGAACCCAAGGACGUGUGCGAUAUCAUGCGACUCAUAAAGGAACUAGCUAAAUUUGAAGAGAUGGAGGAGAAGGUCGUGCUGACCGAGAAAGAUCUACUUGAAGACGGUUUUGGAGAUCAUCCGUUCUACCACUGUUUUGUUGCUGAAGUCCCAAAAGAGCACAGCUCAGAAGGGUACACUGUGAUUGGCUUUGCCAUGUACUACUUCACAUAUGACCCCUGGAUUGGAAAGCUGCUCUACUUGGAGGACUUUUACGUCAUGCAGGAGUUUCGUGGUUUGGGCAUUGGUUCACAAAUCCUGAAGGUCCUGAGUGAGACAGCAGUGAAGACUCGCUGUAGCGGCAUGCACUUCAUCGUCGCAGAAAACAACACAAAGUCCAUUGAGUUCUACAAGCGAAGAGGAGCAGCCGAUCUCUCCUCUGAGGAGGGCUGGCGUCUUUUGAGAUUGAAAAGGAGGAUCUGCUUAAAAUGACUGCCAAAUAGAGUUUACUGUUUAUUGACUUGUACUGACUGUUGGUGAUAGCAAUAAUCGUGUUUUGUUUGGUCAGUGAUUUGACACAUUUAAAACUGUUAUCUUUGAUAAUAAAUGGUUUCUGCUUAUUUGAGUUAAUCUGAAGUUUAGAAAGACUUCUGCUGAUUUGUGAGGUUUGUGAAUAACUAUUCUACUGCUGGACACCUGCAAUGUUAAAAUUCACUAAAGAUUUGAGAAAAAAACAUGAUUUGUGUAUUAGAGUUUCUUUUUCUUUUUUUCCUAAUUUAUUAAUCAUCGCGAGACACCUUGGUUUAAUGUAACGACCCUUUGUUGGGCCAACACUGGAGUCAUUAUUUGCAGAGGGAGUGUUUUUUUUUGCAUACAUAUUUUGUACUGCCAUUACAAUAAAUCCAUACAUUUUGAAAUAA